Molecule: messenger RNA, 3457 nt
Organism: Dreissena polymorpha
Lineage: Eukaryota; Metazoa; Mollusca; Bivalvia; Myida; Dreissenidae
Product: transcription elongation regulator 1-like
Exons: 22
Coding region: 130-2817 (895 amino acids)
Cellular component (GO): nucleus
Molecular function (GO): transcription coregulator activity; RNA polymerase binding
Source: RefSeq, a predicted model, not a curated record
GAAAAGCUUCCCGAUGAUAUUGUGUUGCCCAUCGUUUUCAUUUUAUCUAACAGCUGUCUUGGUUUGGUGUCAUUAUUAUUUUAUACCAACGCCAAAGACUGACAGAUGUCGUUAAUCUUUUUAUGAACAAUGACAAGUCCUACGAUCCCAUUACUAGUUAUGAGUUCCGGUUCACCUGGAUAUGGCACGGGUAACAACGAUAAUACUGUCAACGCGAACGACAGCAGCAUCAACACCCGGAAUGAAUCACCAAAAGACGUUCAUCAGAUUCGUCAGGACUUUAUGCAAUUACUUCGCGAAACGUCUUCGGUGAGCAGCAACUUAUCAUGGCCAGAUACAAAGGACUCCCUCAAGCAGGACCCACGAUAUCAGGCCGUGAGGGACGACACACUUUUAGAAAAGUGGUUUAACGAGUUCAGAAAGAAACGUCAGGACUUUAUGCAAUUACUUCGCGAAACCUCAUGUGUAAGUAGCCACUCAUCGUGGGAAGACACAAAGGAUUCCUUCAAGGAGGACCCACGAUUUCAGGCUGUGGGAGACGACGCACUUUCAGAGGAUUGGUUUAACGAGUUCAGACAGGUUCUUAUUCGUGAGGACUUUAUGCAAUUACUUCGCGAAACAUCGUGGGUUAGCAGCCAUGUAUCGUGGCGAGUCACGAAGGACUCCCUAAAGUGGGACCCACGAUUUCGAGCCGUGGGGGACGACAAACUUUCAGAGGAGUGGUUUAACGAGUUCAGACAGAACCUUAUUCGUGAGGACUUUAUGCAAUUACUUCGCGAAACGUCGUGGGUAAGCAACCACUAUUCGUGGCAAGACACAAAGGACUCCCUAAAGCGAGACCCACGAUUUCAAGCCGUGGGGGACGACAAACUUGCAGAGAAGUGGUUUAUCGAGGUCAGACAGGAUCUUAUUCGUCAGGACUUUAUGCAAUUACUUCGUGAAACCCCUUGGAUUCACAGCCAGUCGUCCUGGGAUGUCACACGGGAAGCUCUCCAGUUAGACCAAUUUAAGGCUGCGGCAGAUGUCGCACUUUUCGAGAAGUUAUUUAUCGAGUUCAAAAAGCCUCUUAAACGUCAUGACUUUAUGCAAUUACUCCGCGACACUCCAGGUGUUCGCAGUUCUUCGUGGGAAGAAGCAAAGAAAGCCAUAGAGGGGGACCAACGAUACGUGGCCUCGGGAGACGUCGCAGAUGAGAAAAAGUGGUUUCACGAGUUCAAAAAAAGUCUACCAUUUAAGAAAUUACUCCAUGAUACUCCGGGAAUCGAAAGAAAUUCAUCGUGGCAAAUUGCAAAGGAAGUUCUCAAGUCGAAAAAACAAUUCCUUGACGAGCAAGAAGACGCACUUCGGGAGGAAUGCUUCAACGAGUUCAAAAUGAAUAUGGUAGUUACAUUUGGGGGAUGUCGUGAGCAAUUAAGCGAUGCCAUAACACAUGGUCAGCUGGCCCUCAAGCACAAUUUGCUGAAAGAGUACGAAACACCGUCGAACGGCCCCUUUGCGGUUUAUAAGGUAGAUGAUUUCAUUGACAGAAUAAACUUCGCAGUCGAAGGGUACUACAAUAUGGAAUAUCAAGCUACGGGUAAUUUCAAGAUACUUUCCAUCGACCAAAUAGAUAUGAGCUUUAGAUACAUCGCAAGUUCGGAAUCCACUGUAGAAAUAAAAUCAUUGGGCUUUGAACCAAAAUACGGUCUGACAAACGAUACUAAGAACGGGCAUGCAGUGUACAAAUACGAUGUUUUGAGAGAGCUGGAACAUUACAACUUAACGGACGUAUUUGACAACACCCUUGAUGUAACUUUGACUGCGUCAUUGCAUUCGUUUCGUGUUCUAAGAAAAGGUGCCUUCCUAUGUCUACGGAUUCAGAUAAAUAUUGAGUACAGCGAUAUAGACUUCAACGGUGAAGUGGACAUUGAACUCCAAACUACCACGACAACAGCUGCUUGUCAACGGAUGAAUAUCAACGCAACUGAUGCGGCGAUGUGUGACGAUAACAGUCUGUACUUCCCUGUUCUUGUUGUUGUCGGCGUCACGUGUGUUCUUGACGGACUGAGUGUUUUUACUGGAUUAAUCAUGUUUUGCAAGUAUUGUGGCACGGCGAAUAUAAAAAACUUCGGCUCCCAUCUUAUGCGUUGGUGGUCUUUGGUGUCGAUUAUUGGAGAUAUCUUCAUUUUGUAUGGACAGAUAACGCUUCAUAAGGAAAACAACGAACGGGGCGAAAUGAAACUUCGGUCAUUUGAUGAAAUUGCUUUCUUCUCUGGCAUAGGUUGUCUGCUUUGUUGGAUGGGCGCCAUGCGGUAUUGGAAAAUCAACAGGAAAUUCUCGCUUCUGUUUCAUACCAUUUACUACGCAAAGUCAAGCAUUCUGGCAUUUGUUUUAUGCACCGGGACUCUAUCUAUUGGCUACUGGGCCUGUGCCUUUGCGACGCUCGGAGUUUAUCACCCAAAGUUUGAAACAAAAAGCCUUGCCGCCAUAUCGUUAUUUUCACUGAUGUAUGGGGACGACAUACUUGGCACGGUUACGUCUGUACACUACGAGAAUGCUGGGAGUGAAAUCUAUUUGAAGCUCAGCGUUAUUAUCGUCAUCUACAGUUUCGUUAUCCUGUUCACUCUUUUAGCACUGAACCUCAUCAUUGCUCUGAUCAACACAUCCUACACAACAGUUAAUGAGAUUGACCAAAAAGAUGAUGAAGACGGUGAAACCGUAUCAAUGUUUUGCUUUUUGAACGGAGAAGAGGUUCAAAAACGUCCAGAAAGAUUCCAUAUAUGGUGGUAUGGCGAGCGUUAUAAAUCGUGCUGUUGCAAUAGUUGUUUUGAGACAUAAUGACAAUGUGUGGUUAUAUACGAGAAAUGAAUUAAUGUAUUGUGAUUUAUAAACUAAUAAUGCUUACAUCCUCUGACCUUAUCCAUAGUUUAUUCAUAACUAAUUCCGCAUCGUAUUAUGGAUUACUGUAAUAAGAAAUAAUACGAAAAUAUUAAUUUCAUAUAUCAAAACAUGCUUGGCUACCUUUCUGUUUAUUGUUGUCAUUCCAAUGUUUGAUUUGUUUUAUUCUUGAUUGCAUAUUCGUCCAAAUAAUACUCAUCGUUUCAAAUGGUUGACUUGUACCCGUAAUUUUAUCAGUAUGUGAUACUAACAACAGUUAAAAUACUAGUACAUUAAAACUUAAUACCGAUAUGUGAUAGUCUUCAUGAACAUAUCUAUCAGUUUAUUUAACAAUUACAUCGUAUGCAAAAUCAUUUCGAAUGCAUCUGUUCUAUGUAGAGAUGAAAGGGGAAUUAAGUGUAAUCAAGCGCAUGUUUUGCGCUUUCAUAAAAACUAUGAUUUUGCAAAUCAAUUCAUUUGUAAUCGAGUGUGUCCUUAAUGAAGUUUUAAAUUCAUUAACUUAUAAAAGGUAUUAUAAUGCAAACAUUUUAACCAUUUCAAGAUAAAUUUGCAUUAACUUCGUAAUAAUAAUAACAUGUUA